AUGAGCUACACCGAGCAGGAAUCUGCAGAAGAUAUUGAAGGAACCGAAAGUGACCUGUCAGGGUCAUCAAUAUGGGCGUCACAUGCGGAACAUUCCACUAUAUCAGAAGAGAAGGAUAAUUUCGAUUCAUGUACUAACGAGGGAACUGAUUCAAAUGCGAGUAGUGGAUUCGAAAUUGAAUCGCCUGUUAUCGUUGACCUGCCUUAUUCAUCGGAUGAUGAAGUGGAGGGGGGCAACCGUGAGAGUUCUCAGAGGAGUACUAUGAAAAAUCGUAAGUAUGUCAAAAGGCAAGGCCAAAAACAAUCCCAGGCGGGUGAAGGAAUGAGCGAUAGCUCCAUCAACAGUGAUGAUAUUCUGAAGACCACCUCUUCGGAGGAUGAAAGAGUUAUUGAGCCCUCCCACGUAGAGUCUCAGCAAGAAGUCAGAUGUGAACCAUUCGGAGUUUUCACUGAGAUGCCGAGUCCCGAGCGACCAUUUUUACGGCCCCCAAGUGCCACUGCAAGGGAACUGAUGGAAAUUCACAAAAACUAUCGCCGAGGAGGCAAUCAAGAGUGGCCUGUCCUUCUUCCGCCAAAUUUGGAUGAAGAUUUGCAGAACCUGGAUCACAGCGACCCAAGCAAACGGCCUCGCUACCUACCCUUGGCUCCGCCGUAUCAUUUACUGCCGAACACAUCCUUCUUCAGAAAAACGGCCAUAAAACCUCCUCCCACGUACUGUUCUGAUGGACUACCUCCUCUCAAAAGGAUAAUCAAUCGGUAUUUAGCCAGUAUACUUAUCGAUCACAUGAAAAAUGAAGAGGAACUGCGCAUUUUCAUGCAAGAAAGGAGAAGACACAUUCAAGGAAAGAAUCAAGCAUGUGAAGGACAAUUGAAGGAUGUCGAUGAGUCAAUAACCGAAGGAGAGAAGACAUGUCGAGAAGAGCAGUCGCUGAAUCUACAUCAUCGACAGAAGAGAAAACCCCGUGUUGUUAUCCAACAUCUCUUCUACGGUGGCCAACUCAUUCAUUACAUCCAGGACGGGAACGAACCUCCUCCGAUCCCCGGUUACUUUACCAGCGCCCCUUUGAUACCGAGCAACGUAAGAAUCACUCGCGAACUGAACGGCACUGCCCCAUUGGAGUAUCAGCAGCUGAGAACUAGCCAUGGAUUUCAGUUCGUUCCUUUCGGACAGUCACUCAACGAUGUUGGGGAAGAUCCGGUUAUUGUUAUGGCAGAGCCUUCUACAACGUCUCUAGCCAUGUCCCCUCAGCCCCUCUCACCCCCUCAAUCAGCGGCGGCCUCUGACAUAGACGAGGCCGCAGACGAUGUCGGAGAGGUUCCUGAGUUCAACGUCGUCACUACGGAAAGAUACGCGAGCAUUUCCAUAACACCGAAUGCGUUAAACCUGAAAAUCGCUGAGAGACGAGUAAGUAUAAGUCGAUCUCCACAACAAGGAUAG
This is a messenger RNA of Haemonchus placei, 1437 nucleotides long. NCBI's taxonomy places the organism in Eukaryota, Metazoa, Nematoda, Chromadorea, Rhabditida, Trichostrongylidae. The record is from the annotation of a GenBank genome assembly.